AUGUCUGACGAGUCUGCUUUGGAAGACAGAGCAGCUUCAAUUCGUGUUAAUGGACCAAAAAGCAUCAACAAGGGACGAUGGAGUAAAGAAGAAGAUGGACGGCUGAAAUUGCUUGUUGAUGAAUACCAAGAACGUUGGGAGAUAAUUUCAAAACAUUUUCCUGAUCGAUCAGACAUUCAGUGUCAGCAACGCUGGCAGAAAGUUGUGAAUCCAGAACUAGUGAAAGGCCCAUGGACUAAGGAAGAAGAUGAAAAAGUGGUUGAGCUAGUUCAAAAGUACGGUCCAAAAAAAUGGACUUUAAUAGCUCGACACUUAAAAGGGAGAAUUGGGAAACAGUGUCGAGAGCGCUGGCACAACCAUCUCAACCCAAACAUUAAGAAAACUGCAUGGACUGAAGCUGAAGACCAAAUUAUUUACCAGGCUCAUCGAGAAUGGGGAAAUCAAUGGGCAAAAAUUGCCAAGUUACUUCCUGGAAGAACAGACAAUGCGAUAAAAAAUCAUUGGAAUUCAACAAUGCGGCGGAAAUAUGAAGUUGAUGAGGAACCUCGCGAUGGGCGCAGGAGCAAAAAGAGAGCUCAGCAAUCUGUUGAGAAAGCUGUACAAAAAGAAGAUACAACAAAAGGAAUACCAAGAGAAGGAAACUGCAUUAAGAGAGAGAAACACUUUGAAAUGCCCAGUUUAAUAGAUGAAAUUCAACCUGGACCAGUUCUUCAUUCUGUAUCGUCUAUAAGUAAUGCAGAUUUUUCUCAGCUAGCUCCACAAAUGACUGGUACUUUAGAAUUGUACAAAAAUGAUUGGUCUCCCUCUGAGUGUUAUGAAGCUAUAAGCACUCAUUCUAGCAAUGGAUUUUCUCAGCCUGGUCCUAGUCCUGGCCCCCUUCCUAGCCCUUCCCUCCAAAAAUUGACCAGUCAACAUCUUGAUCCCAAUAUGCUUUCUUUUGAAACUGAAUUUGAUCUACAAUCUCCUCCACAAUCCCAUGAACAAUUGAAUACCAAUCUUUCUCCUCUGAAUAAAUGCCUUGAUGUUGAUAUGCUGGUAAAUGAAACAAGCCCUAUCCAACUUGGAUCAGUAGCUGAUGAAGGUUUCUCAGAUGUUAAUGUUAUGGAUUAUGUUCCUAGUGAUGAAUCUCUGUCUCCCAGCAAGGAAUUUUCUCUUGAUAAAUUGAACAUAGGAUUCAGAUUUGAUGGUCAAUGUGUUGACAGCACAGAGAAGUCAAGUCAAGAUUUGAUAUCUAUUACUCCAUGUGCCUUAGAUGUGGCCUCUAAAAUCACAUCCCCACCAAUUUUACGAAGAGGUCAACGUAAACGUGUAAAGAGUGAGCAUUCUGAUACUAGUUUAACAUCAGAUUACAUUUUGCCUGACCAUAGUAUGCCUAGUGGAGAUAUGGAUAUUUCAAGUUGCCACUUUCCUGUAUUUAAGGAAGAACCAAAGACUCCCAUAAAAAAUCCAUGUACACCAAUCAAACCAUUGCCAUUUAGUCCAUCUCAGUUUUUGAAUAAUUUCAGUAGUCAAAACCUUUUUGAUGUGGGUCUGGCAUCUACUCCCGUCAAACGUUCCAAUGUACCUGCGCAAUCCACACCUUUAAAAAAUAUAGAAAAUAGUCCUGGUCUGUUAUGUACACCUACUCCUUUGCCUUUAAGGCAGACUCAGAAUACUCCCAACAGGGUAUUAAAUGCUUCUAAUACACCACGCACCCCUACUCCAUUCAAAAAAGCUUGGGCUGAGCUGGAAAAGAAAAGCGGUGCUGUGAAAUUAAUGCCACUGACACCAACCAGAUUGGUUGAAGACAUUACAGAAUUCAUUAAGAAGGAGCAGAUCUUGUCUGAUUCACAGUACGAGUCAGAUGCAAGUUGGUCUUAUUCCAGUUUCCACUCCCCUCUGCAGGAGAGUGGGUAUCAAACACAAAAACGCCGAGGAGCUUGUGUGGGCAAAGAAAAUACACAGUCCAGUAAGAGAGUGAGAAAAGCACUUGCGCAAUCCUGGAGUACUCCAGGAAACAUAACAGUACCUGGUGUUACAGAGGUUUUAAAUACACCUAAUAAAUUAUUAGGUCAAGAUACUUCUGUUAUGUUUUCUCCACCAUCUAUACUCCCAGAUGACUCGUUGCUCUCUGUUACUACCUAUUCUCCAUGUCAGAGAUUGCCUUCUAAUACAAAGGUAAAUGUGAAGUGGGAAAUGGUGGCUUAUGGAAAAACUCAGGAUCAAUUGGAUCUCACUAAACAAGCCCAUAUGUACCUUGACCAAUAUACAUUACAGCCAGGUGCUUUGGAUUUAUAA
Molecule: messenger RNA, 2277 nt
Organism: Gryllus bimaculatus (two-spotted cricket)
Lineage: Eukaryota; Metazoa; Arthropoda; Insecta; Orthoptera; Gryllidae
Source: the annotation of a GenBank genome assembly